AUGGCUACAGUACGCAUCUGCGUCUGCGGCGAUGAAGGUACCGGGAAGUCGAGUCUCAUUACCUCCUUGGUCAAGGAUGUCUUCGUGACGAACAAGAUCCAAUCUGUUCUGCCACAGAUCACCAUCCCUCCCAGUAUUGGCACGCCCGAAAAUGUCACGACAACGAUCGUCGAUACCUCAGCGCUUCCCCAGGAACGAAACACUCUGCGAAAGGAAAUACGGAAAUCGAACGUGAUAUUACUGGUAUAUUCAGAUCAUUACAGCUAUGAGCGAGUUGCAUUGUUCUGGAUGCCCUACUUCCGGUCUUUGGGAGUCAAUGUCCCCGUGGUUCUGUGUGCGAAUAAAUCAGACUUGACAACAAGUGGGAAUACUGCGCAGGUUGUGGAGGAUGAGAUGCUACCUGUGAUGGCGGAAUUCAAGGAAAUCGACUCCUGUAUAAGGACGAGCGCGAGAGAGCACCAUAAUGUUAACGAGGUCUUCUUCCUAUGCCAGAAAGCUGUGACACACCCGAUUGCUCCUCUCUUCGAUUCUAAGGAGGGGAAUCUCAAACCCGCAGCCGUGGCUGCUUUGAAGAGGAUAUUCUAUUUGAGCGACAAGGAUCAAGAUGGUUAUCUGAGUGACCAGGAGAUGCAUGAUUUCCAGGCCAAAUGCUUCGAAAAGCCAUUAUCUCCCGAGGACCUGGAAAAUAUCAAGCUUUCAAUCAGCAAAUCUUCACCGAAAUCUAACCUAGAGAAGGGGAUUGACCAGAACGGAUUUCUUCAGUUGAAUAAGAUAUUUGCGGAGAAAGGCAGGCACGAAACCAUAUGGAUCAUUUUGCGGAAAUACCACUACACAGACAGUUUAAGCCUAAAGGACAGCUUUCUCCAUCCUAAAUUUGAGAUCCCGGAAUACUCCUCAGCAGAACUUAGUCCUACGGGGUAUCGAUUCUUUGUUGAUCUGUUCCUUCUAUUCGACAAGGAUAACGAUGGAGGUCUGAAUGACUCGGAACUAGAUGCUUUAUUCGCACCUACUCCCGGAUUUCCCUCUUUUUGGCUGGAUUCCUCCUUCCCUUCUUCCACAGUCCGUAAUGAGGCUGGGUAUAUUACCCUCCAAGGCUGGCUCGCUCAGUGGUCAAUGACUACCUUCGUGUCUCCAACAACCACUCUAGCCUAUCUGGCAUACCUUGGCUUCGAGCCCCCUUCAGGACCCCGCACCGCUACCACGUCUGCCCUUAAGAUCACGAAGCCACGAAAACGGCGGCGGCGCCCGGGCCGCGUCGAGCGCAAUGUCGUUCUCUGCUACGUGCUAGGGGCUCCGGCAUCCGGGAAAUCCACCCUCCUAGAUGCAUUCCUCAACCGACCCUUUGAUCCUCUGUACCGUCCUACAAUAAAACCCCGAACGGCUGUUAACAGUGUCGAAUUGCAGGGUGGCAAACAAUGCUACCUAAUCCUUGAAGAGCUCGGCGAACUGGAACCCGCCAUUCUGGAUAAUCAAGCCAAACUCGAUGCCUGCGAUUUGAUCUGCUACACCUACGAUUCCUCGGACCCAGACUCGUUCUCACACAUCGUCUCGCUUCGUGAAAAGUAUCCCCAGUUGGAUGAGUUGCCAGCUGUCUAUGUGGCACUCAAAGCAGACCAAGAUAAAACGAUGCAAAGGUCUGAAAUGCAACCAGACGAAUAUACAACGAGUUUGAAUAUGAGCGCCCCGUUGCACGUGAGUGUGACGUGGAGCAGUAUCAGUGAGUUGUUUGUCACAUUGGCGGAGGCAGCUACGAACCCGUCCACGGCGUUCCCAAAGAGUGAGGAGGAGCCUCCGGACAGGACAAGUCUGUAUGUUGCGCUGGGUGCGACGGCCUGUGCACUUCUGGCGGCGGCGAUGAUUUGGAAGAGGACGACUAAUGCUAACUAG
Amorphotheca resinae ATCC 22711 is the source of this 1887-nucleotide messenger RNA. RefSeq lists its product as hypothetical. Gene Ontology annotation, molecular function: GTPase activity; GTP binding; calcium ion binding. The coding region runs from base 1 to 1887 and encodes 628 amino acids. Lineage: Eukaryota; Fungi; Ascomycota; Leotiomycetes; Helotiales; Amorphothecaceae. Gene Ontology annotation, cellular component: mitochondrial outer membrane. The transcript has 2 exons. Gene Ontology annotation, biological process: small GTPase-mediated signal transduction; mitochondrion organization; regulation of mitochondrion organization. The record is from RefSeq and is a predicted model, not a curated record.